Molecule: messenger RNA, 41971 nt
Organism: Podarcis lilfordi (Lilford's wall lizard)
Lineage: Eukaryota; Metazoa; Chordata; Lepidosauria; Squamata; Lacertidae
Source: the annotation of a GenBank genome assembly
AUGGGACAGAAGGGGUUGCGAGCUGUUGGUGGGAAGAAGCAUGGAAUUCGUGCUCAGCUGGUAGGAUGAAUAUAUGGCUUAGGAAAUGCAUUUGCAUAGGUUUCAAAUUACGGUCUUCAAAUAAAAACAUCUUGGAGAUCCCAAGCCACAGGGAGGUUAGGCUGGCCUCAGCCAGAGCCAGGGCUUUUUCAGCCGUGGCCCCGAUCUGGUGGAACGCUCUGUCACAAGAGACUAGGGCCCUGCAGGACUUGACAUCUUUCCGCAGGGCCUGCAAGACAGAGCUGUUCCACCAGGCCUUUGGCCAAGGCACAGUCUGACCCCCUCCUUUGGUAAUUCUUCACAGAACUCUAGCCCAGUGGUUGCCAUUAAUUUGAUUUUGAAUUGAUUUUAGAAUUAGUUGAUUUUAGAAUGCAUUUCAAUUAAUUGAUUGUGAUUUUAUGUAAAUUGUGUUACUUUUAUUGUUGGUAGCCGCUCUGAGCCCGGCUUCGGCUGGGGAGGGCGGGAUAUAAAUAAAAUAUGAUGAUUAUGAUGAUGAUGAUUACAGACCAGGUAUUUAGAAACCUGGCUAAAUGGGCAUCCAAUGGAUUUCCAGACAUGUGAGAAAAACAUUGCAAUAUAAGAUCCUUACAGGUGCCUUGAUAGUUUGCGAGGAGUCAGUAAGACCGCAGACAAGAUAAUAUUUCACUGUUGGGUAUUUCUAACACAAGAUACUGCUGUAAUGUCCAAAGUGGGCAGACAUUCAUGAAUUAAACUUCGCCACUGAUGUUGUAAGCACCAUGUUAGAAGCCAACACGUUGGUUUCAUUAAUUAUAGUGAUGUUUUUGAAUGCCUAAUAAAGAGUCUCCUUGUUCCUUCCAGCUCCAAGGUUCCUUGAAGAGAAAACUGGUGGUGAAUCUGUCGCCAGCCAUUAACAAGAGGUCCAAUGGCAUUGCCGACUGCACCUUCCUUGAUAUUAAGAGGAUCCGAGUGGGUGAUAAUAACCUUUCUGUGGGGCAAGGUGGACACUGUGGCAACAAUUGCCCAAACCAGCCAGUGUUGGGAACCUUGACGGCUGAACAAGGCGCUCAGAGGAAAGUCAGCAGCCCAACCGGCAACAUCCACUCAAACGCAAACGGGAUGUUCAACAUGACUCUGAAGGAGGUCAAGAAAGAGCCUGGUGAAACCAGCUCUUGCAGUAAGCACCUGGAUGGGCAGGGCUCCCAGGGCAAUCCUUUCCCCAAGCCAUACGGAGAAGACGCAGGGGAACAGUUGAUGGACCCAGAACUUCAGGAGCUGUUCAAUGAGCUGACAAAUAUUUCGGUGCCGCCCAUGAGCGACCUUGAGCUGGAAAACAUGAUCAACGCCACCAUCAAUAAAGACGAGCCCUUUAGCAUCGACCUCGGGCAGCAGGUCCAGAGAGCGCCCUCGGCCAGGUCUUCCUCCUUGCAGAUGGACAAGAUGGUGAUCAAGCAAGAGUACUCACCAGGUCUGAACCAGGCUUCUGUGGGGUCUCCCCAGAUGAGACCUUCUUCCACGGGCCCAGCUUACACGAUGUCCGGGGCCGCUAUGUCCGCCUCAUCGCCGAUUGCUUCAGCACCUCAGACUCAGACUCCUCCAUCUCAAGGGUCUUCAGUUCCCAACCGGCCCUUGGCCAGCUGGCAGGAGGUCUCCCACGCCCAGCAGUUGAAGCAGAUCGCCGCCAACCGACAGCAACAUGCCCUUAUUCAGCAGUGCCAGCAAAGCCAGCCGCCGUCCCCCUGGCCCGCUUUGACGUCCGCCGAGCCUUCUCCCGGGUCCUUCGUCCAGGAGAAGAUCUCCAGCCCUCCUUUCCACCAGCAGCAGUUCAGCCCUCAAAGCUCCGGAAUGCCUGGGAAUGGGAACCAGCCGAAAGGGAUAAAUAACUACCUUUACCGGCCAAGCUCCAUGCCCCAGGGCAAUCCCAUGAACAUGAUGAUGCAGCGAAAGCCUCAGGACCUCAACAGGGGUUAUAUAAGCAGCGGCCAGAUGUCUCUGGAGGAGCCUCAGAACAACAUCAAGCCUUUGUUUCAUUUCAACCCGGAGCAAGCCAGCCAGCAGAUGCCUUCCGUUUUGGGUUCCCAAAACAAGCCUUCCAUUCUGCACUAUGCACAGCAGCAGCAGCAGCAGCCUAACUCUGCCGCGGUGCAACAACAGAACCAGCAGCAGCAGACACGGCCACCCCAGCCUCUCCCAAGCCAGCCUCUGCAGAGGCCACCGAACAUACCCUUAGCUUUGCAGCAGAAGAUCCUGCUGCAGAAAAUGCUGCAAGGCCAGCCGGUUUCGGGGCUUCAGUAUCCUGUCCCGCCUCAGCACCAGCUGGUAAGCUUGCUUCUUUCAACAGGGUGGUGCAAUGAUUUGUGAAAAUUACCAUAGUAGGGUUGGGAGGGGAAGGGCUUUCUACAAUCCUAGAAGCAGAGAGGAGAUGCAGGGGCCUUUUAGCAGGCCACCUGGUUCAGGAUAGGGGACCCUAUGGAGGCGGUCAACCUACAAUUCCCAUAAGCCCCAGCAAACGUGGCCAAUGAACAGGGGUGAUGGGAGUUGGAGUUUGGCAACAUCUGGAGGGCCAGAGGGUCCCCACACUGGAUGUAGCCUAACCCCUCCCUUCCUGCUCGACACAGGAAAUCCCAAGUUAAGAGUGACCCCCAACAGAGGGCCUUCAAGCCAUCUGCUUGAAGAUCUUCAGCAAGGGAGAGCACACUGUCCUUCAAGAUACAGUGGUACCUCGGGUUACAAACACUUCAGGUUACAGACUCCACUAACCCGGAAGUAGUACCUCAGGUUAAGAACUUUACCUCAGGAUGAGAACAGAAAUUGCAUGGCGGUGGCACAGCAGCAGCGGGAAGCCCCAUUAGCUAAAGUGGUACCUCAGGUUAAGAACGGUUUCAGGUUAAGAACGGACCUCCAGAACGAAUUAAGUUCAUAACCAGAGGUGCCACUGUAAUAGGUUCCGCAGUUGGACCGCUCUGACCAGCAAGAUAUUUCUCCUACCAUUCAACAGAAAGCACCCACGUUGCGUUGCCAUUUGAAUUGUAUUGCUCCCAGCGCAUGUGUGCCAGGGGCAAGGCUGGUGGAAUCCAGAUGGUGGCGCCAAUGAGUACAGGUGUUUUGCUCCGUCGGGGCCAUUCCCUAAGGCCUCAUCACCACUCAAAUGAGUCACACAUCAGCUGCAGAGAUGGGGGCAGCCGCACCAGUGGUGCCCUGCUGGGACCCAAGGGCCCUAGAAUUUGCCUGAGGAUCCUGUGUCCUGGCGCCAGGCCUGCACUGAGAUAUUGCUGGGAGCUUGAAUGCAUCUGUAGCCGACAAAAUUAGGAGAAAUUGCUGAUGGCUCCCAGCACAUUUCCAAGCACAAUUCGAAGUGUUGGUGCUGACCUUUAAAGCCCUAAACGGCCUUGGCCCAGCAUACCUGAAGGAGCGUCUCCACCCCCAUCGUUCAGCUCAGACGCUGAGGUCCAGCUCCAAGGGCCUUCUGGCGGUUCCCUCCCUGCGAGAAGUGAGGUUACAGGGAACCAGGCAGAGGGCCUUUUUGUUAGUGGCGCCCGCCCUGUGGAACGCCCUCCCAUCAGAUGUCAAGGAAAUAAACAACUAUCUGACUUUUAGAAGACAUCUGAAGGCAGCCCUGUUUAGGGAAGUUUUUAAUGUUUGAUGUUUUAUUAUGUUUUUAAUACUCUGCUGGGAGCUGCCCAGAGUGGCUGGGGAAACCCAGCCAGAUGGGUGGGGUAUAAAUUUAUUAUUAUUAUUAUUAUUAUUAUUAUUAUUAAACCAGCCUCAAACUUACAUGGAGAAAUCAACAAAGGGUUGAAAAAAUGAGAUACUGAGAGAAACCAAGGUGGGCAGAUUUGCCACUCAGUGGUUGAGCAUCUGAUUUGCAUGCAAAAGGUCCCAGAUUCAAACUCUGACAUCUGUAGGGCUGGGAAUGUCACGUGUUUGACACUGCCAGUCAGUGUUGACAGCCUUAAGUUAGACGCACCAGCAGUAUGACUCAGUAUAAGGCAUAUUUAGGUUCCUAAAUAUGGCGAGGCCGGUAGCAAAAUGAUAGCCGCACAAACAUAAGAGCAUAGGAGUCCAGAUGGAACUGAGCAAGGGCCUAUACAGUCCAGUACUUUAUUCCCACAGUGGCCGAUCAGACGCCUGUGGGUUUGUGUCAGGUUUUUGGGGGGUUUUUUGCUUGAGCUCAGAAUUUUCAGACAUGUAAACAGAGAGGUGGCACAAGGCGAGGACUGUCUCCUGGCUGCUGAUGCCUCAAUGGCUUUUAACUGUGCAUUCAGAAAUGUUCCUCUGUACUCUGAGGGUGAUGUUGCAUUUGGUGGGAUGUGCAAAAUGUCUGCACAAACUCAGUCUAACAUCUUCCUGUCAAUCUCAGCUUUCUGACAGGGUUGCAAUGUAUUUAUAUUUAUAUCAGUCAAUAACCAGUAGAGAAGGAAGAAGGAAGAAAACAGAGCACAUAAAACACUCAGGAGUUCCCACUCAGUCAUAAUAACAAACCAUUGUCCGACAUUAUAUGAAUAAGCCUCAGGUUUAUAUGCUGUUCCUUCCUUCCUCCCUUGUUCUCAUAUGUUCAUGGUUUGUAUCAAACCACAGUUUCCUGUUUAAUCCGAAUAGAGGAAACUGUGGUUUGUACAAACCGUAUUUUACUAACAAACUAGGAGACCAAACCACAAUCUAAUCUUGGUUCAUUUCCUGGUUUGUUAACUGUCUUUUGUACAAACCACAGUUUCCUAUAUUCAGGAAAUUGCAGUUUGCCACAAGCCAUGAAAAAAUGUUUUAAAUCUCCACCCCUUCAAUUGUAAAGGAGGAUGGCAGGGUAUGGACCAGCAUGCAGGUUCAAUGCUCAUCUUUGCUUGUGCAGCAAAUACAUAACCAUGGUUUGCCAUUAUGUCUGAGCCGAGUCAGUAUCCGUUCUGCAGAAGGAGGUUGUUCGUGACAAACUUGUUCGCUAACAGGCAUCUGAAAUGUUGUGGCAGAAGAUAAUUUCUCAGCCACCAGUGCUUACUAAGCAGAGUGCUUUCUUAAUAAGCAUUGCUACAGAGGCUGAAUUGAGGCCACCGUUAUUUAAAAAGCAGGGAAACGUAAGCACACAGGUCUCGGAAAACAGUUGUAGCUCUCCUGUCAAAGAAGGGCGCUGCAACUGGAACUCUUCCUAAAUGUGUACAUUGUUUUUAUCCACAGCUGAUAACCCUCUGUAAUUUUCUGGCUCUAAAGUCUCGAAAAAGCACUUUGAGACAUGUCUUUAUCAAGCUAAAGCUUGCUAAGUGAAAGCACAAGGCUUAUUUCUCUGCCUGUCACUGGCGCUUUGUGUCAGGCCACGGGUGGGGGAGGAAAGGAUUUUCUAACUUCAUGGCUUCUGCCUUUAGGGACUGAGCAUACGAUUGAAAGAGAAGCGCUUGGUUUCUCGAGAAACGGGGAAAUGAAGGCAGUAGUUUGUGCCACCGUCCAGGAUUCCCACCCACCCACAACCCUGCUUCUUCUGUGUUGCUUUGCAGGAGAGACUUUCCACAUGCUUGUUCUUCCUUUCUCAAAUUUCUACAUUCUCUGUGAUCUUCCACAUUCCCCUUGAAUACCAGUUUAGGUGAGAUUUGGUAGCGUUGUACGUGCAUGAGUGUGCAGCUGUGUGCACACGCACACAUUCAUACAUGCACAUGAAAUUUCAGUCAUCUUAUCCCUGCUCCCCUUUCCAAAGUGACUGAAGUCGGGGUGGGAAGGGGAGAGAGAUUAAGACCACAUAUUUUAAAAAAUGUGUGUGGUAUCUUACAAUAACAUACAAAUCACGUGUUCAAGCACCUUUGGAAACUCGCUUCAGAACGAUCUUGACCUCUGAGAUGAACAAACAUACCCCUACCCUAUACUAUUGACUGAGCUGCUCUGAUGUCGCAGUGAGCUAUGGGAGAAUGACCCACAACCCAUUGGCCUUAUCAAAUGUUUAUUAUGGGAAGGAAGCAGCGUAGCCGUGAUCCUUUAAAAAUAUGCAUUGCGACAAGUGCAAUUUCAUGCGUAGAAUUCCUUGCAGAGAGGGAGACUUACACAUGUGCAGAACAAUGGGUUUUUAGUGCAGGUCAAUUGUACAGUCAUACCUCGGGAUGAAUAUGCUUCAGCUUAAAUAUUUUCGGGUUGCGCUCCGCGGCGACCCGGAAGUAACAGAGCGUGUUACUUAUGGGUUUUGCCCAGACACUGCAUGCGCAGACACUCAAAAUGACGUCAUGCGCAGAAGCGACGAAACGCGACAUGCAGUCAUGUCUUACGUUCGCUUCAGGAUGCGAACAGGGCUCUGGAACGGAUCCCAUUCGAAACCAGAGGUACCACUGUACAGUGGUACCUCGGGUUAAGUACUUAAUUCGUUCCAGAGGUUCGUUCUUAACCUGAAACUGUUCUUAACCUGAAGCACCACUUUAGCUAAUGGGGCCUCCUGCUGCUGCCACGCCGCCAAAGCACGAUUUCUGUUCUCAUCCUGAAGCAAAGUUCUUAACCUGAGGUAAUAUUUCUGGGUUAGCAGAGUCUAUAACCUUAAACGUAUGUAACCUGAAGCGUAUGUAACCCGAGGUACCACUGUACUGCUGUCAACUUUGAUCCAGAGUGCAUGUUUUUCCUGCAGAACAUCCAGGCCUCUGUACUCUAUAUCCCAAAGGUAUCAUCAGUUGUGGUAGUCUAGUGUCCCAUCUUUUAAGAACCUGCCACCCUCAGGAGGUUUUUGGAUUACAGCUCCCUUCACUGGCGUUGCUGGCUGUCAGGUGUUGCUCAAGGACAUCUGUAUCCCCCACCCCGAUCUCAGGAAGGGAUAUGCUCAAUCUGAAUUAAAACACCCAUAGUUAAAACAUCGCAUGAUUCUGUUUUGUAAAAUAGUCGUUUUUCUCUACGCUGCGUGACGCAUUAACCAUAUUGGCAAGCGCAGAAACAAAACAGAACACAGCUUUGGAGAGGAACCCUGUUAUUAGCGUCACCUGUGAACACACCCAGAUGGUUCUCUCCCCUCCCCAAAGGAGCUCAAAACAAGUUAGAAGCUAUUAGUGACCCAUUAACCAAUGGAUUUGCACAUUAAUGGUUCAUUAAAGUCAUAUGUGAAAGGGAGGCGGGGAAUUAGGGAGGCUGGAAUGUUUGCUCUGAGGACCCAUAGAUUCCACGGAGGGCAGCAGUCCUCAGCGCUCGCAGUGCUUUGAUCAAAAGAAGACUGAAGCUAAUGAGUCACUUCAUUCGUCUCCAGUGCGCUGUGCGUCGUCCAUUGGGGCGGGGACCUCUCUGUAAAGGAAAACCAAACAAACCAUGGCCAGGUCUGUAUUUGUCUCCCAAUUAGUGAACCCACCAGCAAUGCAGUGCACUGAGCCUGAACAAUAAUAACAUGGCCCUUCUGUUCCGGGGACAAGUGAAAUUAAGCAUACGGAGUCGAACACAUGGCAGGUUGCUUCGCACAUGGCUUCUCCGGGAUGAUGCUCAGAGGAACGCAGGAAGGUGAUUUAUGCUGAGUCGGACCCAUCGGUCCAUCUAGUUCAGUGUUUCUCGACACUGGCUGGCAGCAGCUCUCCAAGGUUUCAGACAGAGAGCCAGUGUGGUGUAGUGGUUAAGAGUGGUGGCCUCAUAAUCUGGUGAACCGGGUUCGCGUCUCCGCUCCUCCACAUGCAGCUGCUGGGUGACCUUGGGCCAGUCACACUUCUCUGAAGUCUCUCAGCCUCACUCACCUCACAGAGUGUUUGUUGUGGGGGAGGAAGGGAAAGGAGAAUGUUAGCCACUUUGAGACUCCUUUGGGUAGUGAUAAAGCGGGAUAUCAAAUCCAAACUCCUCCUCUUCUUCUUCUUCUUCUUCUUCUUCUCCUUCUCCUCCUCCUCUUCCUCCUCUCCCAUCCCUACCUAGAGAUGUCAAGGAUUGAACUUGGAACCAGCGGCAGCUGGGACCCAUUAGGCACGGCAGGGUGGUCAGUAGAGGGUAGAUUCAGAGCCAGCGACAGACAGAUCUGACUGAUUGUAAGUCACAAGAGAGGCACCCGGGGGCUGCCUGGCUGAGCGCAGCCUGACCCUGGUGGGGCAUCUGCCUAAAUGGACCAGCCUCUGUUGCUUGGAUCCUUCUGCAUACAAAGCAAAUGUUCUGCCCCUGAGCUACGGGCCUCCCCCAUGCUGGUGGGUCACAAUCCUGGCCUCUUUAGGGUAAGCAGUGCCCUUCCAUUGAGCAGAAUUUUGGCCUUACUGCUGAAAUCUGAAAGACCAAAGUCUGCCCUUGGCUAAAGGGCCAUUGACUUGAUCCAGCAGGAUCUUCUUAGGGUCCUUAGAACUGAAUUUAAGAUGGGGGGAGUGGAACGAGAAAACCGAGAGAAGCCAGAAUUGACAUAUUUGCCAGUUCUCUAGUUCGCAAGGACGUCUCUCUACUACAGCAGAGCUGCCCCUGGAACCAAAAUGCUAGUUGUGCAAAAAAGGGCUUCAGAAGGCAUGUCCGUGUUGCAGCCUCGAGACCUGCAGGCCCACUUUUAAGGCCUCUGUCUUCUGCCACAUCAGAGUAAAUGGGUCAUGUUGUUCAUGGAAAUUACGCUGUGUGCACUGAAGCGGGUUUGUGUGUGUGUGAGUGGGCCACGGAGAGGGGAGAGCGAGCUCAGAAUCAUUUACUGCAUCAAGAACAGGAGCACUAAAGAAACCAUAUAUAUCCAUCAAUCACUUUCUUUGUUGAGACUUCCUGAGAGAUUGAUGAAUAGGCCCUCUGUGUGGAAAUAGCAAGUCCGUAAAAGGCCCGUAAAUUAUAAAUUUGUUCAUCUCAAAUACCGCAUGAGCGAAAGGGACUACGAACUAUUGACGCUGGAGGACAGCGAGAGCUGGUGAUGAAGCCACAGGAGUCUGGAGUCAAUGUCACCUAAGGGUGUUCAAGAGGAGCAUUUAUUUUAUAUAAAGAUAUUAUACUGUCCUUAAAGGGACCUUGACGGCUUUUUACAAAAAAAAUUAAAACUCCAACAACAACAUGAAAUAAUAGUCCGGAUAAGUCACACAUCAUUCAAGUAACCUUCCCAAAUCAAAAUCAAAAUAUUUAUUUUAAUGACAUUUAUAUACCAUACCCUCCAAUAUUUCUCUGGUGAAAACAGGGACGUCCUGUUCCAUAAUAAUGAGAAUAAUUUUAUUGUUUAUACUCCACCCAUCUGACUGGGUUACCCCAGCCACUUUGGGCAGCUUCCAACAUAUUAAAAACAUAAUUAAACAUUUAAAAACUUCCCUGUACAGGGCUGACUUCAGGUGUCUUUUAAAGGUUGUAUUAUAUUAUAUUAUUACUUAUCUCCUUGGCUUGGGUCGCAUAACUCCACACCCUCCAACAUUUCUCCAGUGAAAAUAGGGGCAUCCUAAGGAAAAGGAUCAAUUCAGAAACUGGCCCAGCUUAUGUAAAUCCGGGACUGUCUAUGGAAAAUAGGGACACUAGGAAAGUCUGAUAAUACCUCUUGAUUGUAGUAAAACAUCUAGUGGUUUGCGAGAAAUAAUAACCAUUAAAACAAGGUGAAACUAACAUCAAAUUGUAAGCGGAGCUGAAACAUCCAGGUGUUAAAGGCCCAUUUACAAAUAGACAGGAAGGGAGCCAAGUGUACCUCCCCUUGAAAGCACAGUUUGUAAGUAUGGGGCCAGCACAGAAAAGACCCUGUUUGUUGUGCCCUGACUAGUGAGUAGGACUACUAUGGCCAGUCUUCAGGCUCAGGCAAGUUGAAGCAGGUGAUCCUUCAAACAGCAUGGUCCCAAACUGUUUACCUCUUGAAAGAUAAUCACCACCACCAUAAAUUGGGCCCAUCAGCACAUCUAGUACAGAAUCAGUUCUGUAUUUUCAGAUUGCCCAACCGCCACAAGCAACCUAGAAGCUGUAUUCUGCACCAGGUGAAGUUUGUUUGCUUGUUUAGAUUCUCACCUGCCCUUCACCCCAAAGUCCCAGGGUGGCUUACAACAAUGAAAUACGCAAUCAUAAAAAAAUAAAGCAGAUAUACCCAUAAAACAUGUGUAAAAGACAAUUGAAAACGAUUCCAUAUAUUUAAAACAAUGCAAACUUUAUUUAAAAACAAACAUAGGUACGCAAGCAAUUAAACGUAGUUUCAAUCCAGAUAAAUUGAGGGAUAAAGAUCUCCACUUAUUUAUCUUAUUUUAUUAAAUUCAUUUAAUAAAUUAAAUUUAUUGAAAAGGCUUGAAAGAAGAAGGUCUUCUGUAGCCUCCACGCUAUCUUCAAAGGCAGCCCCGGAAACAACGCAUUUCAGUAGUCUAGCCUGGCUGUAACCAGGUCAUGAGGGCCUAUGGCAAGGUCCGUUUUCUCCAGAUAAGGACACAGCUGGCGAUUCAGCUGAAGCGGAUGGGUACCAUCCCUUGAGAGAGCUCCACUGUGCUGUAAAUAACGUUCCACAUGAAUUCCUUUUUAAAAAAUAAAUAAAUAAACAAGCAAAACCUGUAGCUCUCAGGGUGCAGUUAGACUCCAGCUCCCAUCAUCCCUUGCGGUUGGCCAGGCUGGAGUAGAAUUAGAUUUCACAUGGUCUGGGCAUCAUGCAACCUGCAGUCACUCUCAGCAUGGCCCACUUCUCCCAGCUACCUAGCUCAUCACCCAUCCUCUGCAUCAGCCUUGGGCCCCCAUAUUGGACUACAACUCCCAUCAUCCUUAGCUAGCAGGUCCAGUGGCCAGGGAUGAUGGGAUUUGUAGUCGCAACAACAUCUGGGGACCCAAAGACUGCUCCGUAUGGUGGGGAAAAGACCGGGGACGGAAAUUUUAGCUGCCCCGGGAUCAUUGGGGAGCGCGGACUUCUACAUGUUCUCCCAAAAUCUCUGUUCAAGCGUUGAGGGACUUAUUCCCCAGGAGUUCACUCCCCGUUGAUGCAGGGAAGUUUAUAGUGUGAGGGGUGGGGGAAAAGAAUGGGGGAGACAGACAGGGAAGGAAAGGUUGUGUGUCAGAGAGAGAGAGCAGGAAAAGUCGUGAUCUCUGGGUGUGAAUCAGAGGGUGUGGGGGAAGUUGUAUGUCUGUGUGGAUGAGGGAGGGGUGCUGCCUCUGGCGCUGCCCACUUCCAGGGCAGGCUGCCUCCCCCCCCCCUUGCUUUGUGUAGCCUUUGUGCUCAUUCCUGCCUUAAAUGUUUAUUUGACUUAAAUAAAGGGACGCUGCAAAACUGCAACAAAGGGAGUGCCCAUCUGAGCAGUUUUACGAGGGCCGAGAAGCAGAAAAGGGGGUGGGGUCUCUCGUAAGCAGAGCCCCUCGGAGAGUACGAAGAUCAGCCCAAGCUGAUUGUGAAAAUUGAAAAGGCUUUCUUCUGAACCGACUAAUAUGAGUCCUCUCUCCUGGAGACACAUUUGCUUCAUCCUUUAUUUGGAAAGUUGUCUCACAAAUGAUCAAGCUGAUUUGUUUUACGGUUGUUCAAAUGAUAACAAAGGGCACUUUCGCCAAAUAUUAGAACACUACGGAGCUGUAUGGUCUUUUGAGGCAGACCUAUCACAGGAGAGCUUGGGACGCGGGUGGUGCUGUGGGUUAAACCACAGAGCCUAGGACUUGCCGAUCAGAAGGUUGGCGGUUCGAAUCCCCGCGAUGGGAUGAGCUCCCGUUGCUCGGUCCCUGCUCCUGCCAACCUAGCAGUUCGAAAGCAUGUCAAAGCGCAAGUAGAUAAAUAGGUACCACUCCGGCGGGAAGGUAAACGGUGUUUCCGUGCGCUGCUCUGGUUCACCAGAAGCGGCUUAGUCAUGCUGGCUGUACGCCGGCUCCCUCGGCCAGUAAAGCAAGAUGAGCACCGGAACCCCAGAGUUGGUCACGACUGGAAUUAAUGGUCAGGGGUCCCUUUACCUUUACCUUUACUACAGGAGGUGGCAGGAUCUCCUUCGCUCAAGGUCUGUAAGCAGAGCUUGGAUGGGCUACCUGUCAGGGACGUUGUAAUCGUGGGUUUUCCUGAAUCAUCAGGGGGCUGGGACUAGCUAAUCUCCGGUAUUCAUGUGUCACCCACACGGGCAAGUGAAAAAUGUGAAAAGACCUUGCAAGCCCAGGUUUUUCCAAUGCAGUACAGUACAGCGUAGCUGAAGGCAGCUUUAAUGCUUUCUUGUCAUUGAUUUACUUUUCAGCAAAAUGGGGUAGGGGGGUGGACAUUCCUUUGCUCUGCGCAGGGUGGUUUGCCUUCUCUUGCUGAGGAGAAACGUUUGUGAGGAAAUGAGCAAGAACGUAUGAGAAUGUGGCCAUCUAAUGUCGAAUGCUGCGGAGGGUGUAAAAACGGUGCUUCCUUCCAUGGGAAUGAGAGCCUCUGCCAAAGUGGGAUGCCUGAGUCGUCCCCAGGGACUGGAUCCCUACCCUGAUUGGUCGAGACGACUGUGAGAAGUCCGAGCAGGCGGCUAGGAAAGAUGUGGAUCAGUGUCAGUAUGUGAAACAGGAGGGAAGCCCCUUCUAUCGAUGCAUCAGUACGGAGAGGGAGGAGAAGAGUGUUUAUAUACCCAAGGCCCGGAUCCAGGAGCUAGCAUCUGCAAAACAAAACAAAAACCCAGACACGUUUCCCUGUUAACCUCGCAAUCUUUUUCAGCCGUUGUGGUUAAACCACAAUGGUCCCGCGUGGUAGGAGGUAUGCUAUGGGAGUUCAUUCCUUUUUCUGCUUUGAAAACACCCAAAAACGGCUUAGAAGAGGACGUGCCUUUCAAAAGAACGAAGGACUCCUCAGGACAACCUGUUUGUUCAGCAUUCGUCCUGGUUUGCUCUUGCAAGGCUUGCCACUGGUUCGAUUGCGGCUGCGUUCAAAGCGCCGCAACAUGGCUUUAAACGCUCAUGGCUUCCCCCAAAGGAUUCUGGGAACUGUUGUUUGUUAAAGGGUCCUGGGUGUUGUUAGUAGAACCCUCCCUCAUUCCCCUCCACGGAGCUACAGUUCCCAGCGUCCCUCAGGAAAAGAGGGGUUGACUGUUAAAACUGCUUUGGGUACUGUACCUCUGCAAGCCUCAGCAUGCACACGCACACAUACCCCGAACAUGCUGAUCCCACACGCACAGACACCUUAUUUUUGCUCCAGCCCUGUUGGCACUCGUCCCCAGAGUUUGGUAUUAGAGGGAGUUGUUUUGAAAUGGAGGGGGUCACUGACGUUCAGAAAGGAUUGCCAAAGGCCUCAUAGUGAGCUCAUUGCUGAGGUGAUACUUGACCCAGGGAUUUUCUGAUUCAUCAUCCGGUCUUUGAGCUGCUACUCUGCACUUCCUUGUGAUCUGUUGUUUCAGCAACCAGCUUACAGGAUCGAGCUGUUAGUUCCUUGGCUGAACUACACUUCUAACGUGUUUCGGUAUUUUUCUCACCUCCAUGACAGCUCUAGGAGGUCUGAGUAUCAUUUUAAGGAUGGGAAAUUGCCCAAGACAGCCUAGCAAGUCCAAGGAUGGACAGAGUUCUAAAUCCACUUUUUUAUUUUAAAAAAAACAUAAUUGGUAGUAUCCAUUACUUAAUGGCUUGAUCACUGAUUAAAAAUGGUAAUUAAUUGUGCCUCAGCAUCUCCAAAUUUCCACCACUUAAGCUCCUCUUCUCACUCUACAAUUCUAUGAUUUUUUAUUUAACGUUCAUGAAAAUUUCUAGCAAAUAUCUUGUUGCGUGCAAUUUUGACUAACGUACACAUUUCUGCAAACAGUUUCUCUCAGUAUAAUGUAUUUUUGUAUGUUUUUUUCACUAAUUUUGUCAUACAUUUACACACUUUUACCUAAUAUGUGCAUUUUAAAAAAAACCAACAGUGGUUGGUUGACGAACUGAAUCCCAGCAUUUGGAUAAAUGUGCAUGGGGGGGGCUAUGUUUUGCUUCUAUUAUUUUUUUGGGGGGUUGAAUUUGAUCAAUCUGCUUUGAAAGGAAAACUGAACCAAAAAUGUACCAAAUCCCUGGUCUGGAGGCACCAGAUUGGUAUCACAGAGGAAGAGGAAGGGCCGUACUCUGAUUGGCGGGUUUCCUCCAAGAUGUCUGACAAAGGCCUUUUGUAGUUCUCCUCCUCCAACUAAAGAAUACAAAAAUGAAAUCUGGGGCGUUAUACUUCCAUAAAGCACAGACUCUUAGCCAUUGCGCAGCUAUUGUCUUUCCAUUCUUCUGAAUGUUGCUUCAAGCCUUGAGGGAGAAAGUAUCAUUUUCCUUCAUCAGAGAAAAAAGGCUCAUUAACACGGCAGUUUUAGAAGACUUAAUAGCAAACUAAAAAAACGAUCCUUCAGAUAUGUAUGUUUGAUGUUUUGAGGUAACACUUUCACAAAUCCCUCGGGAGGUGUAACCGUGGAAUUUCUCUCACAGCCGAAAAGUAGAAACUCAUUAACUAUUUUGUGUGUGUGUGUGUGUGUGUGUGUGUGUGCGCGCACUUGAGAUGAAAGGCAUAUCUGGUCAUUGCUUGGUAUAAACACAUGUUCUAUUUCCAAUGGAUUAUAUUUAUUUUAUUCAUGAUUACAUUUAGAUCCCCGCUUUCCAAGGAGCUCAGUAUGGGGUUCGUGGUUUUCUUCCUCAUAGCAGCCCUGUGAGGAAGGUGAGGCUGAGAGACUGCGACUGGGCCUAGAUCGCCCAGUGAACUCCUCGGCUAAGGGGAGAUUUGAACCCUGAUCUCCUGGGCUCUCUUUUUGCACUCUGCUGUUUCCGUAGAAACUCACUGCCCCACACUGGGUCUCUUGUUGUCAAGGUACAAAUGCUACCCAAAACAGAAAUACAGGAGAACCAGGAAAGUUGGUGUUGCCCAGACAAAUUCCCAGCUCGUUCAGGGAGUUUUUUUCUAGCCUUCCUGACUGGGGAGCCAGCCUGGGUUGACAGGAGCAAUUGGAGACUGAAAAUGCUUUUACUGCUCAAGAAGAUGCUUCUAAACCAUCACUAUGGCAGCUCAGAGGGCCAAGGGUAACAGAGGGCCAUUAGGUCCAGUCGUGACCAACUCUGGGGUUGUGGCAUUCAUCUCGCUUUAUUGGCCGAGGGAACCGACAUACAGCUUCCUGGUCAUGUGGCCAGCAUGACUAAGCCGCUUCUGAUGAACCAGAGCAGCGCAUGGAAACACCGUUUACCUUCCCGCCGGAGCGGUACCUAUUUAUCUACUUGCACUUUGAUGUGCUUUCGAACUGCUAGGUUGGUAGGAGCAGGGACCGAGCAACAGGAGCUCACCCCAUCGCGGGGAUUCGAACCGCUGACCUUCUGAUCAGCAAGUCCUAGGCUCUGUGCCAUGGUUUUUCCAGUAGUGAUGUAUGGAAGUGAGAGCUGGACCAUAAAGAAGGCUGAUCGCCGAAGAAUUGAUGCUUUUGAAUUAUGGUGCUGGAGGAGACUCUUGAGAGUCUCAUGGACUGCAAGAAGAUCAAACGUAUCCAUUCUGAAGUAAAUCUGUGGCUCUGUGUUUUAACCCACAGCGCCACCCGCAUCCCAAGGGUAACAGUUACACGUGGUUAAAUUUGGGGAUGAGGUUUAGGAUAACGCUAUAUCUUGGCUUGCUUCCGGGCAGCCUGUUUAUUGAGCAGUUCUCCCACGAUUCUGUAAGUGGUAUAACUGUGCCUUAAUUGUAUGAUGAGGAUGUAGGUGCUAUUUAUUGAGCAUUCGUUCCGAUUAGUUUGCAGGGAGGUUAGAUGAAGCAGCUAAGUGCUAUUCCCGUCGUAACAAGUUUGUUGUUCGAAACCUCAGAAUCGACCGUAAACGCGCAACCUAAAUUUGCCAGCGUGUGAUUGAAUCCCACCUGAAAAAUAGUAAUAAAAUCUGAAAGAACCUUUGAAGACCUCAUCUCCUACCUACAAGAAAGGGAAGAAGCUACGCCCUGACUCCUCUGCAGUGUCCUCAAUUUGAAGGGCUGUCCAGUCCAAGUCUGCUUUAAAGAUGUUGUCGUUUAGUCGUGUCCGACUCUUCGUGACCCCAUGGACCAGAGCACGCCAGACACUCCUGUCUUCCACUGCCUCCCGCAGUUUGGUCAAACCCAUGCUGGUAGCUUCAAGAACACUAUCCAACCAUCUCGUCCUCUGUCGUCCCCUUCUCCUUGUGCCCUCCAUCUUUCCCAACAUCAGGAUCUUUUCCAGGGAGUCUUCUCUUCUCAUGAGGUGGCCAAAGUAUUGGAGCCUCAGCUUCACGAUCUGUCCUUCUAGUGAGCACUCAGGGCUGAUUUUCUUAAGAAUGGAUAGGUUUGAUCUUCUUGCAGUCCAUGGGACUCUCAAGAGUCCUCCAGCACCAUAACUCAAAAGCAUCAAUUCUUUGGCGAUCAGCCUUCUUUAUGAUCCAGCUCUCACUUCCAUACAUCACUAUUGGGAAAACCAUAGUUUUAACUAUACGGACCUUUGUUGGCAAGGUGAUGUCUUUGCUUUUUAAGAUAAAGCAACCCUAACAAGAGAGAGUAGAGGCCUUGGAAUUGCCCUCAGAUACUUAGCACCCGGACAGCAGAAUGGGCCUGCUCAGACCAGCUCUCAGUGGUGAGAGGCCCUGCAUUGCUAUUUAAAUGACUGCAAUUACAAACAAAAAUCCUUCUCUGCCUAUAAAUCAGCAAAUGCAAAUUCUAUGCAGAACUGUGACCUCUUUCGUUGCCUUUUUGUAGGGAUAAGUGGUCACUCUAAGAAUUAACAGCUGCUCUUGGUUAAAGUUGGGCAUGAGGUUGCCGGCAGUAAUGACGUGUGUAUAUCCUGGAAGCAGCAAUGAGUCGCAAUUCCUGUAUUUGCCAAAAAAAUUAAUAUCAGAAAUGAGACUUGGGUGCCUCUAAUGCUGGGAGACGCCUAUGCUCCACCCGAGUAGCAGACCUAUUUAUUUCAAGAUCUGCCAGUGCCACCAUCGUAAUGGGAACCAGGGCUGACUCAGAAUUUUUUCAGCUGCUUUCUAGAGCAAAAGGUGCACGCUUCCCUACGUCUUGUUUGCCAGAUUUCCCAGUGCCACGCAUGGAACAAGUGGCUCUGCUGGAGCGAGGAUAAUAUCGCUCUGUGGUUCCACAUGCUGAUUGGGGGUGUGGGUUCCCAACCUCUUGUCUACUACAGAGGCAAUCAAACGUGGCCCAUCCAUACUGAACUUCACCUUGAGAAAUGUCUUUAGCUAUAAAUCAUUCCGACUCAGAAUAUCACUUACUCAUUCGUGAGCAACACUAUUUCUUGUAAACCUGAAUCACUGGUUUGCCUGGCAAUUUCUGCCUCCACCUUUUCUUUUCCCACUCCCCCCCCCCUUUUUUUUUAUUUUCCUUUCGUUUCCUUUGCUUGCUUUUACUUCACAUGAAAUGAGCAUACUUGGGUCUAAAAAGUUGCCAGAAAUCGUUUUCUUUCUGGGACAAAGGAAGGCCGACGAAGCAACGUUCGCUACACUCCUCCUCCAUGGCUUCUGGCCAAGGCUGCUGAAGUCCAGGCUUGCCACUAAAUCAGAGAAAUGAACCCUCUCCUGUCUCACCCCCAGCAUUGAUAAACGCUGCCAAGACCACAUCCUAAGCUGGAACCCUACAGGGAAGAUAUGUCUCACAUGGCAAGACUCCUGUAACUGGAAUGCAGCUUUCUUCCAUGUCUGUCUGUCUCUCCCCUGCCCCACCCUCUUAGGGGAAGGGACGUAUCUCAGAAGCGUGCAGAAGGCUCCUGGAUCAAUCCCCAACAUCUUCAGGAAGGGCUGGGGAGGAUUCCUUACCUGAGACCCUGGAGACCAGCUGCCAGUCAGUGUAGACAUGCCUGAGCAUCUUCCUGUGUAUCUUCCUGUGGCCUGAUGGACCAUAGGAUUGAUUGCUGAUGUAAUGAAAUCAAUAAAUAGCCAUGGAGAACAUUAGCAAACUUUCCCAGUGUCCCUAUUUUCCAGGGACAGUCUCAGAUUUCCGGAAGCCGGAUUCCAGUUUCUGAUUUGAUCCCGGAAUGUCCCGCUUUUCCUUGGGACGUCCUUAUUUCCAUCGGAGAAAUGUUGGAGUAUGCAUGAGCAGGUUUUGACGCGUCAUAAAAUACCACCUUACCACAUGGGAUCACUGUCUCAAGCCCACUCUGUUUAGAAUCAUAGAAUUGUAGAGUUGGAAGGGGCCCAAGGGUCAUCUAGUCCAACCUCCUGCGACACAGAAAUCUCAGCUCAACUCAAGCAACCAUGACAUAAUGGCCAUCCAACCUCUGCUUAAAAACAUCCAGUGAAGGAGAGCCCACCAUCUCCCUAGAGGGAGUCCGUUCCACUGUCAGAACAGUCAAAAAGUUCUUCCUGAGGUUGAGUAAGAAUUGCCUUUCUCGUAACUUCGGAUCCAUUUCAUUUCACACCAUAGGUAGAGAAUUUGUGGCGUUCCGGAAGUUUCAGUGGACUACAGCUCCCAACGUCCUUGACCAUUGGCUAUGGUGGCUGGUGGCCUAGAGCUGAAGGAUUAAUUAAUUGAAUUAAUUUUAUAAUGAAAUUAUUUUAGAAUGUUGUAUUUAUUUUACUGUUGUUAGCCGCUCUGAGCCCGGCUUUGGCUGGGGAGGGCGGGAUAUAAAUAAUUUAUUAUUAUUAUUAUUAUUAUUAUUAUUAUUAUUAUUAUUAUAAGGAGGUUGUUAGUCCAACAAUAUCUGGAAGGUCAUGUCUUCUUCCUCCGUGUUCUGCAGUCUGAAGGGAAACCCUGUCUCUUGGCCACUCUCCUCAAAAAAUGGCAGGGUGACAGGAAUCGCCCCUUGUUCGGUCAUGAUUUGAAGUCAUCUAUCUCCUGUUGACUCUGCUAAUUCCCAUCACCAUCCUAAAGUAGGAAACAGGAGGGAAAGAAUUGUUUCGUUUAUUAUACAAAUGCCAACAGAUGCUUAAAGACUCUGUUUCAAAACCUGUGGCACAAAACCGUGACAUGUUUUAUAUGGUUUGGCGAAAGCUCUGUGUGGCCAGCAGCAGAAGGUAUCUAUUGAUACCUUAAGAGAAAUGUGUGCAAAAUGUUUGUGCGUGUGUAUGUGUGUUUAAAGCCUUUUAUGGGUCUGUUUUGAUUCUCAAUCUGUGCUGAUUAAAAAGGAUGAUCAGAAACAGAAACAAAAGCUACCUCUAAAAGGAGAUUUAAUCCUCGAGAAAAAGAAGUACUUCAUUUAUCGCAACUGUACUUAUCUCACACAGAGCAAGGGGAUUAUGUGAUAGCUUUUGUGUUCACAGUGAUUGUGGCGAGACAGUUGCUAACAUAAUAGACUUGCUGGCCUGCCGAAACCAAAACAUUUUUUUAACAGUCAUUCAGACUUUGCAUCUGACUUCCAAGGAGUGUGUUGGUUUCAACAAAAAAUUGGUCUGCCCUCUUGUUUGAGGAAAGGGGGUGAAGUAUUCCCCCAUAGGGAUGCGGGUGGCGCUGUGGUCUAAACCAGGGGUCAGCAAACUUUUUCAGCAGGGGGCCGGUCCACUGUCCCUCAGACCUUGUGAGGGGGCCGGACUAUAUUUUUUUAAAAAAUAACAAAUUUCUAUGCCCCACAAAUAACCCAGAGAUGCAUUUUAAAUAAAAGCACACAUUCUACUCAUAUAAAAACAUGCUGAUUCCUGGACUGUCCACGGGCUGGAUUUAGAAGGCAAUUGGGCCGGAUCCAGGCCCCGGGCCUUAGUUUGCCUACCCAUGGUCUAAACCAUCGAGCCUCUUGGGCUUGCUGAUCAUAAGGUUGGCAGUUCGAAUCCCCGCGAUGGAGUGAGCUGCCGUUGCUCUGUCCCGGCUCCUGCCAAUCUAGCAGUUCAAAAGCACGCCAGUGCAAGUAGAUAAAUAGAUACCGCUGUGGCGGGAAGGUAAACGGUGUUUCUGUGCACUCUGGCUUCCGUCACGGUGUCCUGUUGCGCCAGAAGUGGUUUAGUCAUGCUGGACACAUGACCAGGAAAAGCUGUCUGCAGACAAACGCUGGCUCCCUCUGCCUGAAAGCGGAGAUGAGCACCGCACCCCAAAGUCAAAUUCCACUGGACUUAACCGUCCAGGGGUCCUUUGCCUAUUAGACACAACAUCGAUGGUGUGGCGGUGACAAUGCAGGCUUCAGCCCCUCUCCCGAAUGUAGCAGUCUCCCCACGUAUGCCUCCACCAGCGGUGGUAGAAGCCAUAACCUCAAUCAGAUGUAGCAGUGUUGCAUCUCUGUUGAUCUUCUUCCAAUUUACAUCGUGCUUAGAGGAGACCCACUGAAACCAAGAGGCUCAAUAUAGUCCAUGCAGUUUUAUUUUUGGCAACGUGCAAAGCAGCCACAUUGGGGAGACAGCGCUCAGUCCGCAGCCGAGAAACCCACGCCCACUCCUGUUUGAAUGCACACCUGUGUGUCAACAUUUGUGCUUACACGCAGGCACGUUUGCAAAUUGCAUGUCAGCCGGUGUCCUCUGUACGGGGGAGCGUGGUGUAGUAGGUGAAAUAGGAAUUAUUUGAUAAGCAAUAUAUUCUAUAAACACAUUUCUCUAGCUACAUUUCCUAGUACAAAGAAAACACUUCUUCAAGAGGGUACAUAAAAGUAUACACUCAAGCACAUUUGAAUCAAAUAAUCAAAUACAUUUGAAACAAGUGGUUGUAGCAUUAAGGUACAUUCUCUAGGCGAUGAGAGUGGGAGAAAAAUACAUUUAGAUAGAAGAUACAUUUUGAUACAUUCAGGAAAAAGAUACAGCAUUUAGACCAAAGAUGUUCUGGAGGUCAAUGGAAAGAUACAACAAAAAGAAGGUAUAUUCUUAGUGAAUAGUGAAUAUUCAGAAGAUACGUUUCUUGAAGUCCAAGGCACAGCUUACAUUCUUGUAGGAUAUUAAAGCAGAAUACUAUAUAUUUGAUAUUGGUAGGGUCAUUUUCCUUUAUUCCCCUCUUUGACCCUGAUUUUCUUACAACAUAGGCGACCACCCUUGCGUGGGAAAAGCACUAAAUAAAAUCAGGUCCUUGGGGCAUCCAAGAAGCCCGAUUCAGAUUCUUUCAGACCAGACUGGAGUGGCUGAAAUCUAUUCCAAACCGGAUUCACUCCCCAAGUCCAUUAAAAAAUAAAAAAAUGAAUCCACUUUGAGAAGCUUUCUCCACCCCACCCAAGAAGGACCUCAUGGUGCUCACACACCCCAUCUCCUCCCUGUUUCCUUUGUGUCGGCACAAAAGAAUUUGGCCUCUGGGAUUGGCUGGGAAGAGAUCAGUGCAGCCAUGUGUAAAGUUUGCAAGGCACGGGAGCAAACGUGUCAUUAAACAUUAGAAGUCAUUCAAUCACACCCAUGUCUUCAUUGACUGAAGGAAAAAGGGGGAGAAGGCGAGUCUCCGUACAACCAGGCGCGGAGAAAGGUGGCUCUCUUCAAAGCUGCCCCUUUCCUUGCUGUCUGCAUCGCCUGCUUUCGUGGUGGGUGUUUGAGGAGCAGGAUCUGCUUCUUCCAAUUCUGCUUUGUGUUUCCUCCUUCCACGACGAUCUAGGUUACAUAACCCGCUUCCAGGGAAACUCAGCAAUUUGCUUCAACAAAUAGAGUGAAAAGGUGAAGUGCCCUGAUCCGAACGGUUAAGUCAGCUCCCAGCUAUUUUUAAACUUGCGGUUGGCCUUCCUGAAUACCUGCGUGCCUGUGAUGUCAGCUUAGGCCCAGGGAGAGAAAACUUAGCAGGCAGCGAAGAAGAGGGAUGGCAACCGGCGUAUUAUUGUUUCCGUGCGCAGAGAGAGAGAGAGAGAGAGAGAGAGAGAGAGAGAGGAAGGAGGGAGAGAAAAAGAGAGUCUUUUUUCCCAUAGAUUAAGUGGGAGGGGAAAAAUAAACAAGACGGCAGGAGGAAAAUGAACACGGAACAAUUAUAAUAAGAGAUGUCUUAAUUGCCUCUGGCACAAAAUAAGAGCUCUGCGAGAUGUUGGAGGCAGGCGCCACCUGCCGGCUACAAGGGGCGUUUUCGGAAAACAUCAGGAACAGAAUUGAAAGUUGGACAGCCAAUGUUUGAGCUGGGCAGAUGCUGUGCAUUUAAAGUGCACACAUUCCCCAAGGAAUCACUCCUCACAGAACUACAGUUCCCAGCGGCCCUUAAUGAACUAUACCGUUCCCAGAGUUCUUUGCCAGUGUAGAAAUGUGCUUUGAAUAUGUCGUGUUUAGGGAGCCCAAAUGUUGCGCUGCAGAACAUAGGAAGCCAUACUGUCAGAGCUGCUUCCAGAUCCUAGCUCACAGAGGAUCACGCUAGCCAGCGAUCAUUAAACAAAAGUCUUUAUUGAGUUACAGUUUCCAUUCUCAAACUGCUGCGUGCAACUCUACGUCUCAUGGUUAGACCGGCGAAGCUCCGUCUGAGUCUCCGCCCCUUGUACACCAACUUAAUAUCCUAGCCCUGCUCCACCUUUUCCGCCUGACUAUUCUUCUCUGGGUCCCUCUGCCCCCUGGGGUCUCUUCUUUCCGGGAUUCCUCUGACGCUGACGCUGACCCCCCUGACUCUUCUCCCUCCUUUCGGCGGGCUUUAGGACCUGGCUCCCUUUCCGGGCUGCCUACUGUGCCACCUUCCUGUGCAUUUGAACUGGGCGCGCGCGCCCAACCUUCCUCCUUCCUUCUGACCGUUUCUUCGCUCCCCGAUGGAGGUGUGGCCACUCCUGACGCGUGCCCUCCCCCUGUUGUGAGGCUGCCAGCGCUUGAUCGCUGGCUCCCUUCCUCUUCCCUGCCCUCUGGCGGGGACGCUGGUCCCGAUUUCCAACUGCUCCCCUCUGAGUCCCCUCUGGCUCUAUCUUCCUGGGGCGUCCCCUAGGCUCCCCCUUGCCCUGGCCACUGGUGCUCCUUUCUGUGAAUCUUCUGAUUCACUGGAAAGACUCGGAGAUCUCGGGUCGUCGUCAUCACUCAUCUUUUCUUCUGCCUCCUCCCCCUCGCUCUCUGUUUCCUCCCUUGCCCUUGCCUCUGCUCCUGAACCCCUGACACAUACCCUCCAACAUUUCUCCGAUAGAAAUAGGAACGUCCCAUUCCAUAAUGAUAAUUUUACUAUUUAUACCCCACACAUCUUACUGGGUCGCUCCAGCUGCUCUGAGCAGCUUCCAACAUAUAUAAAAAACAUAAUAAAACAUUAAACAUUAUUUUUUAAAAAAAACUUCCCUAUACAGGAUUGCGUUCAGACAGCUCAGGGGUGAGAUAACGCCAUACCCUCCAACGUUUCUCUGAUGAAAACAGGGACAUCCUGCUAUACCCUCCAACAUUUAUUCAGUGAAAAUAGGGACAUCCUAAGGAAAAGUGGGACAUUCCAGGAUCAGAUCAGAAACUGAGACAGUUUCUCUGAAUCAGGGACAUCCCUGGAAAAUAGGGACACUUGGAGGGUCUGUGUGCUUUCCACUAUUUUCAGCUAGAAAAUACAGGGUUUCAGGCAGGACAGUUUUCCGGCCCUACCUGUGGAUGCCAGGGAUUAAAUUUGGGACCUUCUGAAUGCAAAUCCCCUUCCCCUUCGUUUAUCAAUGCCCUUCUUAAAAUGUGACACGUGCACACCAGACCUGGACACAGUAUUCCAGAUGUAGCCUGACAUAGGAAGAUACCUGCUGGAUCAGAACCGAGAAGCACCACAAUUCCAACAGCAAUACCCAAGAGAUACUUUGAGGAAACCGCCAAGGAGAGCUCAAGGGCGAAAAGCUUCAGUUGCAGGAGAUUAGGAAUCUUUCUUUGAUUGCUUUGGGGAUUUGAUUUCAGUUGCUUCUUGCAAGGAUCCCCUUAAAGCAGGGGUCUUUUUCUCUGGUCCCAUAUAUCUAGACUACGUUAGGCAUCAUAAAUUGGAGAAACAGAGAUUAGUGAGCAGGGAGAAGGUUAAACUCAUCGCUGAGAUCUUUUGGACUUAUUGCUUUGUCACCUGAAGGCUACCGGAGUCAUUUGUUGAUUCUAGCUGCAUGCUGAUGCUAUCUUUUCUGUUGAGUUGAUGUACAAGCUUGAAAGGGGAUCAAAGCUCAGUGGCGCAGAACACAUGUUUUGCACGGGGGAGAGCCCUGAAAGCACAAGUCGGGGAGCUGUUAACCGACCAGGGAUCCCAGGCAUGUUGUUGAAAAGCACAGGUUAACUCUGACCCUGAGAUUCCCUACCCCUGGGCUCCUACACUGACGAUUCAAACCCAGCGUCCUACGUGGAAAGCUCAAGUGUUGUACCUGGUAUCUUCUGCAUUUGAAAGCAUGAACAGUGGUACCUCGGUUUAUGAACUUAAUCGGUUCCGGAAGUCCGUUCUUAAACCAAAACCGUUCUUAAACCGAGGCGUGCUUUCCCGAAUGAGGCCUCCUGCCGCCGGUGCCCUUCCACCGUUCGGCUUCCGUUCUUAGACCGAGGUAAAGUUCGCAAACCGGGACACUACUUCCGGUUUUGCAGAGUUCGUAAACCGAAUGGUUCGUAAACAGGGCUGUUCUUAAACCGAGGUACUGCCACUGUACUCUCCCACUGAAUGCGAGGAGAAAGAUGGCACAAUGUAAAACCUCUGGGUGCCCGACAGUUACACAGUUCCUAAGAAUAACUGCUGCCCCAUGUUGUCUUUUUUUUCUCCCUCCCACCCACCCCUCUUUUUGGAUUGCUGGAACGAACUGAGGAUGGCCUCAGCAGGACAAAAUGUAGCUAUGAUCUCACUGUCAGGCCUUGAGCACGAGAAGAAUGUGUAAUGAAACGCUGGCAUGCAUACCUGUGGUUGGGGUGACUGAAAAGAGAGAGGGAAGCGAGCAACUUUUUCUGUUGUUAAUUUCCAAACUCUGCAAAAGAGGACAAUCACCAGUCAGGCAUGUAUUAUAUCAGGCCUCAAAUAUCUUUUUAUUUACUGUAAGGUGGGAAAGAUAAUUUUACCUCCCGCUUUCUCCUCCACCUCCUCCCUGCUUUUUAAAAGACAAUUCCUUUCAGCCACAUUUUCUCCCUUCCCUGGAAGAAAUUGUGCAUGAUUAUGGCAAAGAGGCAGCGUAAAUGAAACAACUGAGUCAUGCUAACACACAUUACUCAUGGCUCGAGUAAUCUUUCCUUCUCUAUCUCAGUUCCUCCGUGCCGUAUAAAAGAUUACUUUAAUCUCUUAAGAACAUGACAGUGUCAGAAUAUUUUCUUUCUCUCUCCGCUCCUUUCUUGUUCACCUACACACACACACACACACACACACACAAGUAUCAUUUCAUUACGUUUUUUAAAAUUAUAUUUCCGUGCUGCUUUUCACUGACACAAAUCACAAAGCUGCUCACAUGCAAUAACAAUAAUAAGAACACCACAGUUGCAACAUGAAUCACAUAGAAUAAUCAACCAUCCAUUGGUAGUAAUUACAAGUCGUCAGCAAAACAGCCCCCUUCUAUAAAACACUAUUAACAAAACAACUAAAAAAAUAAGCUUAGCAGCACAACCACAACAAAAGUCAUGUUAUAAGGUUCACAAAGCACUACAGCACUCAUAAUCCACAAAACAAUAUUAGCGACAUGAACCAACUAACAACUGAAAACAAACCAAGCAUGGCCCUUCCUGUCCUCCACCCAGGCAAGUGAGAACCAUAGAAUAGCAAAGUGUGGAAGCUACCCAGGGGUCAUCUAGUCCAACCCUCUUGUAAUGCAGGUAUCCCAGCUAAAGCAUCCAAGACAGGUGGCUAUCCAGCCUCUGCUUUAAAACCUCCAAGGAAGGAGAGUUCACAACCUCGCGAGGGAAGCUCUGUCGAACUGCUCUUAUCAUCAGAAAGUGCUUCCUGGUGUUUAGUCGGAAGCUCCUUUCCUGUAACUUGAAGUUGAAGCCAUUGGUUCAAGUCCUAGCCUCCAGAGCAGGAGAAAACAAGCUUGCUCCAUCCUCUGUGGGACAGCCCUUGGGAUAUUAGAAUCAUUAUGAAGGAUACUUUCCAGCCAGGCAAAUAUACUCUCAGAGAUUUAGAAGCAAGGCUGGGAAAAGUUGUGGCCUGAGGGGUAGCAAGGUCCAGAUCAAAAUACUUGGAGGGUUUCUUUUGGCUCCUGGGCUUGUGAUUCUCCAUUGCUGGUGCAAACUGUGGAACAAGAAGGACCUUUGGUCUGGCUCAGCAAAGAACCAGUGUUCCGACUCAGCUUUCUAUAUUCCCAUGAGACCCCUUGGUUUUAACUGAUCUUAUGGUAAAGGUAACCCAGGGACGCGGGUGGCGCUGUGGGUAAAACCUCAGCGCCUAGGAUUUGCCGAUCGCAUGGUCGGCGGUUCGAAUCCCCGGGGCGGGGUGAGCUCCCGUCGUUCGGUCCCAGCUCCUGCCCACCUAGCAGUUCGAAAGCACCCUUAACUGCAAGUAGAUAAAUAGGUACCGCUUUAUAGCGGGAAGGUAAAUGGCGUUUCCGUGUGCUGCUCUGGUGCCGGUUCGCCAGAGCAGCUUCGUCACGCUGGCCACGUGACCCGGAAGUGUCUGCGGGCAGCACUGGCUCCCGGCCUCUAGAGUGAGAUGAGCGCACAACCCUAGAGUCUGUCAAGACUGGCCCGUACGGGCAGGGGUACCUUUACCUUUUUAUGGUAAAGGUAUAGGGACCCCUGACCAUUAGGUCCAGUCGCAGACGACUCUGGGGUUGCGGCGCCCAUCUCGCUUUACUGGCUGAGGAGCUGGAGUACAGCUUCCGGGUCGUGGCCAGCAUGACUAUGCCGCUUCUGGUGAACCAGAGCAGCACACAGAAACGCCAUUUACCUUCCCACCGGCGCGGUACCUAUUUAUCUACUUGCACUUUGACGUGCUUUCAAACUGCUAGGUUGGCAGGAGCAGGGACCGAGCAACGGGAGCUCACCCCGUCACGGGGAUUCGAACCGCCGACCUUCUGAUCAGCAAGCCCUAGUCUCUGGUUUAGACCACAGCACCACCCGCGUCCCUCGAUCUUAUGGUACCCUGCCCUGAUAUCACUCUCUGGUGAGGGGCAGCUUUAAAACAUUUGAGAUAGAUGAAGAAAAGGCAUCUUGCAAAACAAAACAAAAAUCUCUAGGAAGGUGGAAUUGGGACAUUGACUUCCCACGGAGAGGGAUACCCAGAAAGCUGGGCUCUCCUCCACCCCACUUCCCAGCGCAGUGGGUCUUUCCUUCUCCUGAGUUGGUGGGAGGAACACACCUCAAUUUGCAAGGGGCCGCAACAGACAACACAGCCACGCUCUGGAAGCCUCUGCAAGGAAGCUCCUGCCAAGUCAGAGCGGUGACUUUGUGGGGAUCACGGUUGGAUCUGUGCCUCUUGGAGGCCUUCCCAAACCUCAGACAAGGAACCUUUUGGGAACGUUGUCUGAGGUUUCUCAGCCCCCAGAUCUGACCUAAAAUGACAUUUAGGUCAGUCAAACUCUCGUCCUGAGUUUUUGCUUUAAUUACCGCACAGUUUCAGUGGGGUUCUUCCUAUUUCAUAUUUUAAUUAGGGAUGUUUGUGUUUUAAUGCUUGGCUCAUUGAAUUCCAUCCUUGUUUGUUUGUUUUUGUUUUUUUAAUUAAAUUUUUAUUCAGUUUUCUUUUUCAUUCGUUACAUACAUCUCAUAUCCGUAACAUUUUCUGUUCAUUCCUUCCUCCCUCCCCUCCUAGGCUUCCCCCAACUUCUGCUUCCGGUUUGUUUCUGCUUUCACCCACCUUGAUACCUAAUAAAAGAAAAAAUAUUAAUAGUAUACUUACACAAUAACAUCUGAACUAUAAACAUAAAAAUGAAAAUAAGUACACCAUAUUAUUUCCCUAUCUUCGACACAUUUUCUAAUACAGUGGUACCUCGGGUUAAGUACUUAAUCCGUUCCAGAGAUCCGUACUUAACCUGAAACUGUUCUUAACCUGAAGCACCACUUUAGCUAAUGGGGCCUCCUGCUGCUGCUGUGCCGCCAGAGCAUGAUUUCUGUUCUCAUCCUGAAGCAAAGUUCUUAACCUGAGGUACUAUUUCUGGGUUAGCGGAGUCUGUAACUGGAAGCUUAUGUAACCUGAAGCGUAUGUAACCCGAGGUACCACUGUACUAAUGAUGUGAAUGUUUAUUUAAAUCCUGCCAUCAGGUCUAUAGACUUUGUUUGUUUCUGCUUAGAAUCCUGUCUUGGUAAGGUAAAGGUAAAGGGACCCCUGACCAUUAGGUCCAGUCAUGGCCGACUCUGGGGUUGCGGCGCUCAUCUCGCUUUAUUGGCCAAGGGAGCCGGCGUACAGCUUCCGGGUCAUGUGGCCAGCAUGACCAAGCUGCUUCUGGCGAACCAGAGCAGCGCACGGAAACGCCGUUUACCUUCCCCCUGGACCGGUACCUAUUUAUCUACUUGCGCUUUGACGUGCUUUCGAACUGCUAGGUUGGCAGGAGCAGGGACCGAGCAACGGGAGCUCACCCUGUCAUGGGGAUUCGAACAGCUGACCUUCUGAUCGGCAAGUCCUAGGCUCUGUGGUGUAACCCACAGCGCCACCCGCGUCACAAAUGAGUUUCCAUUAUAUACCUUGUGGUUAAAUUGUGCGUCACCAGCAAACGCAAAUAUCAUGUGGGUCCCAGCCGACUGUGUUACACUCAAUGUAUAAGGGAAAGGAUCUGUUAUUUGAGUCCAUUGCUUUUCUUGGGGCCUGUGGUGAGUAAGACUGACAUUGGCCACAACCCUGUGACCAAUAGACCCGUAGAAUCGUAGCAGGGGUAUGGCAUGGGCGAGCAAGAGGAAUGGCAAGGGAGCUGAGAUUGUGGCAGUGGGUGGGAGCUGAGCAGGGGAGCAGUGUGGCAGUGCAGGUGGCGGCAGCGAGCAAGCUGGGUUUGCAGUGACCUGGCAGGUGGAGCAAGGGGUGUGGUGCAGUAGCACAGGUGGCCAGAGUCAGUGAGGUAUCUGGGCUUGCAGGGGUGCAACAGGUUGAGCAAGGAGUGGCACAGGUGAGCUGCAGAGGUUUGGUGAGAAAAGGGAGAGGUUUGGGAGGGAAAAGGCUUGGGCAAAGGACUAAGGGUAGGGGGCUUUGGUGGUAGGGGGUGGUGGAGGUUGGAGAGGGGUUGGCAAGCAAAGUUUGGGGGGAAUUAGCCCCUAGAAUGUAAGUAUGUGUUUAUAAAGAUAUAUACAGUGUUACCUCAGUUCUCGAACGAAAUCUGUUCCAGAAGCCCGUUCAAAAACCAAGUUGUGGCUUCCCAUUGAUUGCAAGAGCUUCUUGCCCUCAGCAGAAGCUGCGUAGCACAUUCGGCUUCUGAAAAACAUUCGAAAAAGGAAGCAUUUGUGAAAUAUACUUGGAGUCGAGAGUGGAUUUCUUGCUCAUAGUGGUGAGGAGGAAUGGAAGUUCCCCCAGAAUGUCUGCUUUAUAGACAUUAUUUACACAAUGGGCCCCACAUGAUGGGCUAAUUCCGGGAUUCUCCUGUAGGCCAAUCAGGUUGCGGAUUCACUUCCACCUGGAGCUGGAUUGGGUGGCUCCUGUGGACCAAUCAGACUGCUGCAUUCUGAAUCCUAUUGUUCUAAGACCAAUCAGACUGCUGCAUUCUGAAUCCUAUUGUUCUAGGACCAAUCAGACUGCUGCAUUUUGGAUCCGAUUCAACUCAGUACAUAACAAUUUACUUCUGGGUUUUUGGCAUUCGAGAACUGAAAUGUACGACAACGGAGGCAUCCGGGAACUGAGGUUCCACUGUAGUGCUAUAUCUCAAAGUCAGCCCUGUACCCCACAACCUCACUGUGGUUAAGUGAGGACGGAGAUAUUAAUUUUCCAAUCAGAAAUUGCUCUCUGAUGCCACCAUUUCCACCUGCUGUCUUUCAAAAAGUAAUAGCGUCAGGGAUGGGGGAUUUUUGGUGGCAAAGUAGUUAAAACCCUUCUUCCUUGCUGCACCCCAGUUUGUUAAGAAAGUAAAACAGAUCAUCACCAGUUACAAGCCUGCGUAUUGAAGAAGACACUAAGCAAAGCACAUGUUUUGUCUUUUAAGAUUUAGGGGCAGGUAGUAGCUCACUAGGAGGGACGCGGGUGGCGCUGUGGGUUAAACCACAGAGCCUAGGACUUGCCGAUCAGAAGGUCGGCGGUUCGAAUCCCCGCGACAGGGUGAGCUCCUCUUGCUCGGUCCCAGCUCCUGCCAACCUAGCAGUUAGAAAGCACGCCAAAGUGCAAGUAGAUAAAUAGGUACCGCUCCAGCAGGAAGGUAAACGGUGUUUCUGUGCGCUGCUCUGGUUCACCAGAAGCGGCUUAGUCAUGCUGGCCACAUGACCCGGAAGCUGUACGCUGGCUCCCUCGGCCAAUAAAGCAAGAUGAGCGCCGCAACCCCAGAGUCGGCCAUGACUGGACCUAAUGGUCAGGGGUCCCUUUACCUUUACUAGUAGCUCACUGGCAGAGCCUCUGCAUUGCAUACAGAAACUCCCAAGUUCAAUCUCUGGCACCUCCAAGUAGGGCUAAGAGAGACCCCCUGGCUCUGCUGCCAGUCAGCGUAGGAAAUAUUGAGGUGGAUGGACCAGUCAUCUGACUUGAUAAAAGGCAACUUCCUGUAUUCCUAUGAUUCUUGCUUUCAGACACUUUUACCCAGAGAAAGUGAUGAAAUGUUGGCCCACGGGAAUUCAGAAGUGUGUGUUGUCGUGGACAUUUUAUAAAAUAAAAUAAAAUAAAUGCAGCCCUGUUUGAUUGCGCAUGGGCACCCUGUAGCCCAGACAGGAAAUAUGUCAGACUGCCCCGGCAGGAGGCUGCACUGAGCACGUGCAGAAGUGAACAAGACACCACUUCAUGAUUCAUCACGGCCAACCUUUGUCCGCCUUUCAAGGCUUGACAAGGCUGGUGAUGAAGGGCUGCUUUGCUGUUGCUACAUGAUCGCAAGAGCAAAUCUGGAGCUUAAGGAAAGACGCAACUCUCUCUCUGGGGUCCCGAUUAUCUAUCCGCCAUCUAUUUCACAGGCUUCGAUAUAGUCUUAAUCACCAAGGUUUCUAAGCGGUGUACAUAAAAAAAUGUACAAAAAAGCAUAUGCAACAGAUAAAAUCAAUUCUCAUAAAGAGAGAAAAGGACCUUGAAUGCCUACUGGAAUAGAAAGUUCUUUGUCAAACACCUAAAAUUCAGCAGGGAGUUGGGGGCUGGUUCAGUCUUAGCCGGGAGGGAGCUCCACCAAGUCAGACCCACAACACUGAAUAUAUGGCUUCUGGUGGUUAUGAGCUGAGCAUCUGAGCCAUGCAGAGUCGCAGGGUCAGAGACGUGUGUGUGUGCUGCCCAGCUUAUAUGAAAAAAAGCAAAGUGCGGUAGUUUCUGGAGAAAUGAAAUAAUUUUUAUUCCUUAGUUUUGCCAUAAACUUCAUAGCAGUGAGUGGGGGACAUCUGCACUGUCUGUGCAAAGUGAAACCAGAUGAAUCCCAUUACAGGAUAUAAAAAGACAACAAUAUUAAAGGAAGAGCGUAGCUUGGAAAUGGAAUGCAAAGCCAAUCUGUUUAGCCAUAAUUUUCCUUUCAAAAUACUUUAAGGAGGACGGUAGUUUGCACAGGACCUUAGCAAACAGCAACCUUAAAAUAGCUUGCAACCUAAGAUUAAUCAGUCACUCACUUUAUAAAACGUCUAUUUAAACAAUUGCUCUCACCCCUGCUGUGUACCCAUCUGUACUGGUUCCUCUUUGAAAAUGGACUUUUCAAAUCUGAUUCAGGGGCACCAUUAGAUGGAGACAAAAGGAGCCCACUGUUGGUCACUGCUUGGACCAGGAGGUCAGUUUUGUCCCGUUCCAUCAGUUUCCCCAACUGUGAGACAUUUAGGGCUCAUCCCUACUUCUGCUUGUCCCAUGACUAUAAAGCACAGGUCGGUCGGUUUCCCCCCGCUGUGCUCCUUUCCCAUGGAAAACCCACUCUUUAGUGCUAAAUUGGAGCAAAUGUCAAUCUGGAUAAACCCUGAAUUGCCAUUUGUUCCGGCUGAGUGCAAAAGAGCAGUUUUCUCCAGGGGGGAUCAGCAGGACCUGAGGAAGUGUGGAUGAGCCCUUAGUUUGCCCCAUUGAGAACUAAAGGUUCCUUGACUAGAAUGAGCUGCCUUGUUAACUACCUAGCCCUGUCCAUGGUUCUGUUUCUUGGUCACAGUAGAGUGUGACAGAGUUAGAAAAAAAAAAUUGAGAGAGAGAAAGAAUAUAUUUUUGUGGUUUAAUUUUUUUUUAUUUUUAAAUGGCUUAUAAUGUUGUUUUUUAAAUUGUUGCUACCUGCCCUGGGAUCUUAGGGUGAUGGGUGGGUAAUUAAUUAACACAAACAACAAGCAAUGGUACAGGUUGCCUAGCGAAGCACUGGGAUUAUCUGUUGGGGAAGCCAAAGUUGCAUCUUGCAUAGUAGAUCCUGCAUUGAUCAGGAGGUUAGACCAGAUGAUUUACACAAUCCCUUCUGACUCUAUAAUUCUAGUACUUUUGGGAUGUGUUACAGUCUCUGGGCACAGAUACACAUUGCACCCUAAUUUCAGAUCCUUGGCAGUGACCAUCAAGCACAACCCUGCAUUGAGCUCUGUCUGUAGGCCAUGCUAGAGUAUAAUAGGGUGUCGGCAGAGCUGGGAGGAAUACUGGGAAAUGGCUUGAGACAAAUACAGUGGUACCUCGGGUUAAGUACUUAAUUCAUUCUGGAGGUCCGUUCUUAACCUGAAACUGUUCUUAACCUGAGAUACCACUUUAGCUAAUGGGGCCUCCCGCUGCUGCCGCACGAUUUCUGUUCUCAUCCUGAAGCAAAGUUCUUAACCUGAGGUACUAUUUCUGAGUUAGCGGAGUCUGUAACCUGAAACGUAUGUAACCUGAAGCAUAUGUAACCCGAGGUACCACUGUAAUGAGCGAGCGAAAGGAUAGCAAAUAGACAGAGAAGUUCUCCACCCCACAGAGAAGAAAGUUUCAGAAGUGGUCAUGCUGCAGUAACUGUGUGGAUGGUUUCUGUUGAUGUAGCCAUUGCUAUAUAAUUACACUUAUUUCUACAAACAGCUAUGGCGACGCUCCUGUAAGCUCCUGUUAGAAACCCAAGGUUUUCUGCUGCAACCACAGGAGUAGUCCUGUAAUUUUCCCUGUGCUUCUCUUAAUUCCCUCAUCCGAGUUUCUGCUGCAGCUGAACGAAGAAGGCCCCAUCUUUUAAUCAGCCUCCAAAAGCCUGAGGAAGCCCUGGUUUUCCAUUUUUGCCCAUGCGCAUCUUUGCGAACCUUUAUCUUCCUCUUUUCUUCUUCUUCUUUCUUCUGCAGGAUCAACACUCCGUGCUGAGCCAAAGCGCAGGCCCCAAUCCAACGUCAAACGCUUGCACGAAUCCAAAUGCCGCGAGCAGCUACAUGAACUCACCUCAGCAAGCUCUGCUGAAUCAGCAGCUGAAGCAACAACUCCUUCUGCAACACCAGCAGCAGCAGCAGCAACAACAAAAGAUACUAACUGAAGCAGUAAAUUUUCAGAUUCCCUAUUUUAUUUUCUAUGUAAAUCGGUGUCAUGUAGAAUUCAGAAGGUGGUAUUGCGAAAACAGCUACUGGGUCAUUCUUAAGUCUGCCCAUUUCACCUGCUCUGCUUGUAUUUGGAGGGUGAGGGAAGCUCCCACAGGAGCAAAUGGGAGCUUUUGUUUUCCAUGGGAGUGUUUUUUUUCCAAUGGGAGCUUUUCCCCCCAACACAGAUUGCAAGCGUGGGGUGCCAUUUCUUGAUCAGGAACACAGUGGGUGGCAGAGGGUUGAAGGCCCACCCCCAUGCCCUAUGCUAGGGUCCCAAUCCAGACAGUUAAAGUGCAAAUAGAUUCCCUGAACCAAUUGCACAUGGGAACAAUUCCCACAACAGACCCUCCCAUGGAUUUAGAGUAGUGCAAAACCACAGCCAGUGAGUGUGGGUAUUGGGGUGUGCUGUCUAGGUUAAACUUCAUGCGCAAUGCAAAGCUGUCAUACUCUGAGUCAGACCUCCGCCUUGUCCUCUCGACACUUCCCGGUGUCUUGUAUUUUUAUUCUUAUUUUUCAAAUAAUUUUCAUUUGAUUUUACAAGUAUAGAGUUACAACAACACAAAAUACAUAUCCAUAUUUGGAGAUUUCUCGACUUCCCACAUUCCCCUCCACAGGUCCUAUUAUAAACCUUUUCAACUGCAUAUUAUUUCAUCGUCCAAAUUUUAUAUCUCUCCAGUUUAUCCUUAAUAUCAUCUACAUUACAAGUGUUAUUGCAACCCUACUAAUUUUUUCAUCUGCUUACUGUAGUCUCUCAAGUAAAUUAUGAACUUUUCCCAUUCUUUAUUGAAGUUUUGGUCUUCUUGGUUCCUGAGCUUUUCGGUCAGUUUUGCCAUUUCGGCAUAAUCCAACAGCUUAGUUUGCCGUUCUUCCCUGAUAGGGACUUUGUCUUCUGUCCAUCUUUGGGCUUGUAGCAUCCGUGAGCCUGUCGCUGCGUACAUAGAAAGUCUUUUCUGCUCCUUUGGUUCCUGGCGCCUUGUGGAGUUGCCUGGAGGUCCUUUGAAUUGGGGAUGCAAAGGAAUUAAACCUGCCAGACCUUUUGCAUGUGGAGCCUCUGUUUGUUUGUUUUUUGCCACCGAACGUUCCAACCUUGCAGUGAUUCCUCAGUGCAGGUUCGCAGCCUGACACAGGGCAGUUGGGGAGGCUGUAUGUUCAGCCAUAAGGAAAGCAGGUUACAGGGCAGCCAAGUUGCUGGCGCACAGCAGCAAAGUUCCAUUUCCUUCCUCAGCAGAUGCUGGCAGCGCACAGGGACCACCCAUGCUGAGUGCCUGCAUACCUUCAGGCGACACUUUCUCUGCUUACUGGAAACCUCUUGCAGACUGCAGAGCUGGGCCGAAAAUCCCUUCCUUCUGUAGGAAGAGAGAACUCCUUUUGACAAUCUGCUGAGAGGGAAAGAGAGGGAGAGUUACGGCAUUCGAAAAACCACUUUUUAGCCAAUUCGUGCUGCUGGCUUCUCCCCUCUCCCUUUUUUUUGGGGGGGGAGGGGGUGUUAGCAGGGAAGCCUUGCCAAGUAUGUCAGAAGUAGGCAUGGAUCUUGGCAGCCAGUAGACCAAAGUCCCAGAUCCAGCUGGCUUUCUGGAAGCCACCCUCUCUUUUUUUGUACCCCAUCUGCAGGCAGUAUGGGGAUAAUAAGGCUGGUCUACCUUGUAAGGUAGGGGACGCGGGUGGCGCUGUGGGUUAAACCACAGAGCCUAGGGCUUGCCGAUCAGAAGGUCGGCGGUUCGAAUCCCCGCAACGGGGUGAGCUCCCGUUGCUCGGUCCCUGCUCCUGCCAACCUAGCAGUUCGAAAGCACAUCAAAGUGCAAGUAGAUAAAUAGGUACCGCUCCAGCGGGAAGGUAAACGGCAUUUCCAUGCGCUGCUCUGGUUCACCAGAAGCGGCUUAGUCAUGCUGGCCACAUGACCCGGAAGCUGUACGCUGGCUCCCUCGGCCAAUAAAGCGAGAUGAGCACCGGAAUCCCAGAGUCAUCUGCGACUGGACCUAAUGAUCAGGGGUCCCUUUACCUUUACCUUACCUUGUAAGGUUGUUGUAAAGCAUGGAUAGGGGACCAGUUGUUGUCGUCAUUGGGCAUGAUGACUGGAGCUGGUGGAAGAUGGCGUCUCAACACCAUUUGGAGAGCCUCAGGUUAGACAGUGGAAAGGACUCCCUUGGGAGGUGGGAGGUUUUUAAGCAGCGGUUGGAUGGCCAUGUUUCAUGGAUUCUUUAGUUUACUUCAUUGCAAAGGGUUGGACUAGAUGACCCUAAGGGUCCCUUCCAACUCUACAGUUCCAUGAUCCCUGUUGCGAAAGUUACUGAAAUAAUUGUGUGUAGUGUUUAGAACACAAUUGCUGGGUAUAGGUUUAUUAUUCUGUCCAGAUUUGGCAGCAAGGGGAGUGUUUUUCUAAGGCUAAUAAUGGCACAGUUUUCAUUAGAAUUGUGACUGGGGGUGGAAGGGUUAAAAAUUUCCUUCCCCCCCCCUCCCUAUGUCUUGAUGAAAAUAGGGAGGCCCACUACAUUUAUAAUUAAAACUUUAAAAACCUAAUGCAGUUGGUAACUGUGCCCUUAGAAUCACAUAUAGUUUUGUCUCAAGUUUUGUAUUCUCUAGCAUUUUCCCUAGAUUUGAAGCAUACAGCCAACAGUAGUAGUAGUAGUUGUUGUUAUUGUUAUUGUUAUUGUUAUUAGUAGUAGUAGUAGUAGUAGUAAAGGUAAAGGGACCCCUGACCAUUAGGUCCAGUCGUGGCCAACUCUGGGGUUGCGAUGCUCAUCUCGCUUUAUUGGCCGAGGGAGCCGGCGUGACUAAGCUACAUCUGGCAAACCAGAGCAGCACACGGAAACGCCACUUACCUUCCCGCUGGAGCGGUACCUAUUUAUCUACUUGCACUUUGAUGUGCUUUCGAACUGCUAGGUUGGCAGCAGCAGGGACCGAGCAACGGGAGCUCACCCCGUCACGGGGAUUCGAACCGCUGACCUUCUGAUCGGCAAGCCCUAGGCUCUGUGGUUUAACCCACAGCACCACCCGCGUCCCAUUAUUAUUAGUAGUAGUAGUUAAAUGCCUCCCAUCUGACUGGGGUGCCCCAGCCACUAUGGGUGGCUUCCAGCAAAAUAUAAAAAGCACAAUCAAACAUUUAUUUAUUUAUUUAUUUUAAAUGAUAUUUAUUGAGAAAUUUUUUAAAAUUACACAAAAGAUAGAAACAAGACAAAAAAAGAAAAAGAAAAAGUAAAACCAUCAUUCUUCAAUUUUCCACUUUCAGUACCUUCUUUCCUUGACCUCCUCCUCCUCCCUUUUCCUGUAUCCUGAUUUAUAAUAAUCACAGCAAAUCCUUUCCAUAAUUCAUAAUAUUCUGUCCUCACAUUACCUUAAUCUAUUUUCAUCUUAUCUUAUAUAUAGAAAAGUUUAGAACUUAAAUCUUAAUUUUUACCAACUUCUCCUAACCAUAGCAUUCUUACCUAAUUCUUUAAACAUUUUUAUAAGAGCCAAAUAAUUUCAUUUCAACAUUUUCCUAACAUUCAUCAAUUUUGUAAAACAGUCCUAAUGAUAAAAACAGUCCUAAUGAUAAAAAAUAGAAAAUUAAGCAAUCCAAUCUUCAUCCAGCGUCCCUUCCUCCUGGUCCCGGAUUUUGUCAGUCCUUUUUGUCCUAUUAAUCUAGCACAUUAACCUGGCAAUCUUAUAUCCGAGGCCCUCAAGUCUCUUCCAUGUCCCUUCCGCAACUCUUCUUCAUAUUUUCCUUUUAUUCGUGGGAACUCCAGCUUGGUAAUAUUUUUGACCCUUUUCAACAAAACAGUCCCUUUUCCAUAGUCCAGACUAGACUCGAUGUAGUAUUUAAAAACAUGUUCCAGAUUCCCUUCAAAGUUGAGAGCCCCCACUGCUCCAGACAUCUGACGGCCCCUUUCCAGACUCGAAAAGUCCAAAUCUCCCUGUAUAGGGGGGUCUAUCCGACCCCCCAUUUCCAAACCAAACCAAAUUUUAUCUUUCCAAGUCUGGUCUUUUCCAAGUUCAUUUGUCAAAUCCAAAAAUUUAUAUUCCUGCUGGGCCGCAGCUCCUUCCGUCUCUGGCGCCCAAGAUUCAGCAGAAUCCUCUUCUCUCAGCUGUUCUGUCAUGGCACGCUCCUGUUUUAAAGCUUCACUAUACACAACCCUGAUCCUCUCUUUGCUGACCCAACCAGUUCCCUGACACCCCGCCUGAUGUCAUAUGGGAAGGCGGCAGAAUCUGCACGUCAGAAACAUCUGCAAAACCUCCCCAUGCUUCCUUCUGCGCCACGGCCUUGAAACCGGCAUCGCAGGAGUCUCCCCCGAAUACAAAAGCCGUUCGAGCUGCGUUCACGUUCAGAUCGCUCGCCUUUUGGCUAACCAAGAGAAUGGGUUCACCUUCUCUUUUCUUUCUAAUCCUGUAGGAGAAAAUGACUCCGCAAGAUCAGCUGAACCGGCACUCGACGAGGCCCCCGCCAGAUUAUAAAGACCAAAGAAGGAACCCGGUCAACAUGCAGCAAACACAUCAGUAUUCAGGUAAACACGCUUGAAGGCAGCAGUAAACAAGAGGACAGCUGCCAAUGACUCAACUGGUUUUGAGUACAGUUGUACCUUGGUUUUCGAAUUUAAUCCGUUCCGGGAGUCCAUUUGUGUUAUGUACAAAGCUCGGAUCCUAGAACAAUAGGCAAGUAGGAUGCUAGAAUGCAACAACUGAUUGGCUUCCAGGAAAAGACCAAUCAGGCUCCAGGAGGAAGUUAAUCAGCCUAUUAGGCUGGUAGAAUCAUAGAAUGCAACAACUGAUUGGCCUGCAGGAAAAGACCAAUCAGGCUCCAGGAGGGAAGCAGAAUCAGCCAAUCAGAUGGGACUCAUUGUGUAAAUAAUGUAUAUAAAAGCCUGAGGUUUGAGGGGCAAUUAAAUCACUCUCUUACAAGCUGCAAUAAAGAGCAUGAAAUCACUACAGGACUCCUACAGGACUUUCCAAUUGGCUGCAGGAGUGUCCUGCAGCCAAUUGGAAACCACGCGGACAUUCGGCUUCUGAAAAUCGUUCAAAAACCGGAACAAUCACUUCCAGUUUUUGAUUGUUUGUGAGCCGAAACGUUCAAGUUCAGAGGCGUUCGGCUUCCGAGGUUCCAUUGUAUUGGAAAGGUAGCCCUCUGCCCCAGUGACAGUUUGCAACGUCUUUGGGUUUGGGCCAGUGACCCAUCUAGUCCAGCAUUCUGCUCUCACAGUGGCCAACCAGAUUCCUGCAAGAAGUCCACAAGCAGCACUUGAGUGGGACAACACUCUCCCCUCCUGCUGUUUCAGGGGUGGCAAGUUCCCCCAGAAUGUCUGCUUUGUAUACAUUAUUUACACAAUGGGCCUCAUGUGAUUGGCUAAUUCCGGGAUUCUCCUGUAGGCCAAUCAGGUUGCGGAUUCACUUCCACCUGGAGCUGGAUUGGGUGGCUCCUGUGGACCAAUCAGACUGCUGCAUUCUGGACCCUAUUGAUCUAGGACCAAUAAGACUGCUACAUUCUGAAUCCUAUUGUUCUAGGACCAAUCAGACUGCUGCAUUUUGGAUCCUAUUCAACUCAGUACAUAACAGUCUGGCUGGAGGAUAGAGAGGGAUGUGCAUGCAUGUAUAGAAAUUAAGCUACUGUGCAAAGGUAAAAUUUGCAUCCAUCGCUCAGUUCGCUUUUGCCUCUCGCUCCACCCACCACUGGCAUUUGUCCCUGAGAAGGGCAUGCAUCCCUCAGGCAGAAGAAGUCUCCCUGCCCCACUUACAAAGGGUGCAUGUGACGGACAUCUAUUUGCAAACUAAGGGUGCUUGUCUGGAAGCCAGGACUGGUAAACCCUACUCAGACCUUAUAAAAAUGUGCAGGAAUGUUUGCACUGGCUCCAUCCCGCCCCACCCCACCCCCCAGCCUCCAUGCUUUGGUUUUGUACGCCAUUUCCACCCGAAUAUGCAUAUGUGCAUUUUUAUUUUAACUGAAACCGUAUUGCAAAAUCAACAGACGCGUGCAGUCGGAUUGUUAGCUGCAUUCCACUCCGUGUGUAAGUCUGGGAGUAGCGAAUAAGGUCAAUGCACUUGGAAAUGCAGACUAAACUAAAUCCUCUGCCCUCCCUAUCUUGGAGUGGGGGCCCGAGGGGCUGUACCCUUGCGCCAAUUGUCAUUCCUGGGCGUGAAUUUAAAAAACGACACAUCCCCCAGUAUCACUGACUCACUCCUCUUGGUAUCGAAGGUCUGGUAAUGUUUUCUGCUCGACACUAAUUGGAGUGAAAUUUCUCCCCAUCUGGUCUAAAUCAGUGUGGCCAAAAAAAGGGGGGGAGGGUGCUAAAAAUAGCAAGCAGUUCAGAGGGGGGAAAGGAAACUUUGUCUUUGGAGUGAGAUAGAAAACCAAUGUCCCAACCGCGGUGCCCUUUUAGGGAACUCACGUCUCUUCCCAAAGAAUAUAGGGCUUGCGAGUCAACAUGUUCCAGCUUUGCUUCAAGAGACUCCAAAACUCUUUGGUAUCUUUUGCUAGGUCUGGAAGGUUGCUUCAUUCCAAUGGCGGAGGAGGCAAUUCUAGCCAGAAUGGUGUAGUGGUUAGGGUGCCAUUGAAGCCCACUGGGUGACCUUGGGCCAGUCACUGCCCCUCAUUGAACAUCCACCGAAGCUGAACUUUGAAGGAUUCAGCUCAGAUAAAAGUUAAACCAAGGGUGCCAACUUGAAUAAAAUAUUAGGGAGGGACCAGGUAAGCCCACCAUGCAUAAUGGAUCACGUGACGCAGUACACACAUGCCAUUUGAACGGCAACGCCCAUCAGCUUCAGGGUGGCCGUCCCCCUCAAAUAUUUUAUUGGGGGCCCAAAGGGACCUUGGCCCCUGGAAACUGCAGGAGGGGAGAGGGAUCUUGUGCUCAGGUCCUGGUUGUGAGCUUCCCACAGCCAUCCAGUCGGCCACAGUGAAAACAGGGUGCUGGACUAGAUGGGACAUUCCCCUGACCCAGCAGGCUCUUAGUACAUUCUUAUAUUGCAAUCCCAUUUCUUAACCUUUUAGCAUAUAUUUGUAUGGUGGUGGUGCUGCAGUUGCAGCCCACCUUAGCUCAGGCCACCACCUGGUAGUGGGUCCCAACCCAGCAGCGGAAGACGAGUGCUCUCAUUUCCUAAUGGGACUGUCAGUUCUGUGUCCAGGGCAGCUGUCUACCAGCUCCAUCUGGUACGCAGGCUGAGACCCUACCUGCCCGCGGACUGUCUUGCCAUAGUGGUGCAUGCCCUGGUUAUCUCCCACUUGGACUACUGCAAUGCACUGUACGUGGGGCUACCUUUGAAGGUGACCCAGAAACUACAACUAAUCCAGAAUGCAGCAGUUAGACUGGUGACUGGGAGUGGCCACCAGGACUAUAUAACACUAAAGGACUUUCAUUGGCUCCCAGUGCGUUUCUGAGCACAAUUCAAAGUGUUGGUACUGGCCUUUAAAGCCCUAAACAGCCUUGGUCCAGUAUACGUGAAGGAGCGUCUCCACUCCCAUUGUUCUGCCCGGACACUGAGGUCCAGCGCUGAGGGCCUUCUGGUGGUUCCCUCACUGCGAGAAGUGAGGUUACAGGGAACCAGGCAGAGGGCCUUCUCGGUAGUGGCACCCACCCUUUGGAACACCUUCCCACCAGAUGUCAAAGAGAAAAACAACUGCCAGACUUUUAGAAGACAUCUGAAGGGAGCCCUGUUUACGGAAGCUUUUAAUGUUUAAUACGUUAUUGUAUUUUAAUAUUCUGUUGGAAGCCGCCCAGAGUGGUUGGGGAAACCCAGCCAGAUGGGUGGGGUAUAAAUAAUUUUAUUAUUAUUAUUAUUUAAUGUCUGAUGUUUUAUUGUGGUUUUAAUAUUCUGUUGGGAGCCGCCCAGAGUGGCUGGGGAAACCCAGCCAGAUGGGCAGGGUAUAAAUAUCGCGAUGGUGAUUGUGAUGAUGCUUAGGGACCAACACAUAAUUCUCUCGUGUUCCAAGGACCUGGCAGGGCUAAGAGAAAUGUCCAGAGAGUCGUGCUCCUUUUCCUCCGGUAGGGUUGUGAUGGGAUUCUGGUGGGAGGGUUUCCCAUGGAUGCUCUGGCCCGUGCGUCCUGUUCAGAACCUACAACUAGAUGAUCGAUAAGAGAUUUUUCUUUCUCCUCCCGCCACCCUUUUCCCAGGUGGAUCGCCAGCCGUGAGCGCCAGCUCCAACCUCUGCUUUUCCAACUCAAUUUCAACUCCCAGCCUCUCGCCGCAGGCGUCCGGUCUUUUGACCAUCACUCACGGAGCCAGAAUGCCUUCCCUCCCGACGACACGCCACAUGGUCUGCUACGGGAACAUUCCUUGCAGCCAACCGAGCGCGUACAGCAUGGCUGCCUCGGGUGCAAGCCAAGUGUCGCAGCACAGGAACCCGAACCAAAUGAUCCCCAGCCAGCAAAGCAAUUCAGGAGCACCUCGGCAAGGGCCUCCGGGGCAAGGCAGUAAUAAUGGCCUGUCGGCGUAUGACAGCGGGCCCGGGAUCAGCUCUCAGCAAGGCAAACUCAGCUUGAACCAAGGGACUUCUUCUGCGCCAAGGCCUCUGAACGCCAUGGUCAACUCCAAUUCGGCAACUCAGACCUGGGCCUCACAAGAAACAGGAGCGAAGCAGCAGGAAACACGCAAGGCCGUGGGGUCCCCUUUCCCCACGGGCAGCCCCUAUACAAACCAGCCGCUGCAGCGCACACCUGCCCACCAGCAGUUUUCCCAGCGCGCCAUGGGGCCUGCUCCUAACCAGUUGGCCGCCCCCCAGAUGAGAACACCAACGAGCCAAAUGAACCAAACUCUAAAUGGGCAAGCGGCUGGGGCACCAAAAUCCCUGGGGGCAAGGCCUGGCCAGGUACGGGCUCAGACAGUGCCACACUUAAAUGCACCGGGGGUGAGCUUGGCAGCGCCGAACUCCUUGCCGUCAAACCAUUUCCCAUCUAGUAGUAGCCAGGCUUCUGCCAGGGCCUACCAGGGACCCGACCACACCAGCGACCUGGCGUUUGACUUUCUGAACCAGCAGGGUGACAACAUCGGGCCAGCACUCAACAGCGACCCGGACUUCAUCGAUUCUUUGUUAAAAACAGAGCCGGGUAACGACGACUGGAUGAAGGACAUCAACCUUGAUGAAAUCCUAGGUGGCCACUCCUGA